AAUAAAGGCGCCGAAGAAGACAGCAGCUGCAGUAAAUAUUCAACGAAGAAGAAGAUAUCAGUAGUGUCAUGUAAUCAUAACAUGAUCAAGGUUAUCCCGAAGGUAGUGGAGUAAAAUAUGGAGAGCAUUUGAAGACAAAUAGAGUGCCGUCUUUUAUCGGAACCCAGGUAGCGAUGAGCGUCCCCUGUUUCUUGUCCGCCGCUGUCCGGAGCUUCCGCCUCUCCAGUCCGGCCACCGGUCUGCUGUGCUGCCGGCUACUGGGCCACAGCUCUUCCAUAAGAAGGAAUAUGUCCUCCAAAAGACAAAUGGACCAUUUAGAGAGGACAGCAAGCAACUACAGACAAAAUACUCUGUAUCCAGCUGAAGUAUGUGGAAUCAUAAAUGAGUCAGACACAGUAAAACGAUUGAGAAUAGCCGUCCAUCCAGAUUUCAUCUUUAAAGCAGGGCAGUGGGUGGAUUUCUUCAUCCCUGGUGUGGAAACGGUGGGAGGUUUCUCCAUGUGUUCCAACCCGGGUUUACUGCAGCGGGAAGGCGUUAUUGAAUUGGCCGUCAAAUACACCAAACACCCACCAGCACACUGGGUCCACACUGUGUGUACAGUCGGCUCCAGCGUGGCCAUGCGUGUCGGUGGAGAAUUCUUCUUUGACCCAUCACCCUCUGACCCCUCCGUGGAUUUGCUGUUGGUGGCGGGUGGUGUAGGGAUCAAUCCCCUGUACUCUGUUCUGCUGCACACGACAGAUCUGCUGCGCCUCAACCAAGCCUCAGGUGGUCGCGACUGCAACAUCGGCUCUGCACACCUCUGUUACAGCGCCAAGAACACCCAAGAACUGCUCUUCAAAGGCUCUAUCAUUGAAGCGUGUCGCGAGUUCCCUGACAAGUUGUCCUGCGAUUUCCACGUCACGCAACAGAGCACAGAUGUCGACCCGCACCUCCAGCCAUUUAUCAAGCGCGGGAGAAUCGCAGCGGAGGAGUUGCGGGCUCAUGUGGACCCACAAAGGACUAUGUGUUACUUGUGCGGACCCCCGCCCAUGAUUGAAGCAAUUUCAAAAACCCUCAUGGACCUCGGUCUCCCAAAAGACAGGAUCCUCUUUGAGAAGUGGUGGUAGGAACUCCAAGGAUUCCUAGAAACCAACAGGGCUUUCCUCCUUACAUGCACUCUUUUUUGCGGCGAUCAGGUGGAGGAUCUGUGGGUCGUGGAAUGGAAAGUGACUGAAAUUUCCCCCUGAUUUGAAUAUUAAUACAAGUGAAUAGAUGAGGAAAUUCAUUCUCCGAUCCCUGCUGCUGCAGCCUGUGCCUGAUCUGUGAUAGACUGCUGGGACCACCCACUUCUCAGCUAGCAGCUCACUCACAAAGACAAUAGAGAUUAAUUUUAUUUCUCAUAAUAUAAACAGGAAGACAUCUGCAACUUCUGUGCCCUCUUCUUGUGUGUAUUAGAUACUUUGUGACGCAAAUGUUGCAUAACUUCAAAAUCCAUUCGCAGUUCUAGCCAAUAUGUACUUAGUGUAGCGUGCAUCAAAAUAUUAAUCUAUGCAAUGAUGUCCUAAUGCAAUAGUUUUACAGUUUGGGAAAUAGGAUUUUGCUUUUUUGAAAUGAUUUAUUCUGCUUUGGAAUGUAAAGCUACAUCGGGAAGUUUAAAAACAGCAUGGUCUGGUUUUAUGAAGGGUUAUGUGGCAUGGCAAGCUGAUUUAAAAUUCAAUAGCUGAAUUUGACUAUCCAGAAUUAGAAUGACCGACAUCGGUGUCUUUUUGCCCAGUUGUACUUACACUGUAGCUGGAUUUUCAUUUAAGAUAUCUAUACAUUAUACUGACUGGUCAAAAUGACAGACAUAUCUGGAACUAAGUUUGACUUCCCACUGGAUAUUGAUUGGUCCAGCAAAGCAUUUCAACAGUAUCAACAGAAGUAAUGGCAGCUGCUGCGGUGGAUACAAUGGUGAAGUACAAAGAGCUCAUCAGUAGGGAGUUUGUGGGAAAUGAGAGAUUUGUUCACUAAAAACCUGUGAUGAAAAUUACCCAGAAGACCUCUCAGACAUUGCAGUAGAAACAAUUUGUCAUAUACUGUCACGGUUGCAGUGUCAUAGUAUGUUUGAAAAGGAAGCUGACCCCGCCUCCGACUUUCUGUAGCUUAAUAUCUUACUACAGAUAUCUGCUAAAUCAUUUUGCCCACUCAAAGCUUUUAUUCAAGAUCUCUGUAAUUAUAUUAGGAUUUGGAAGAAUUGGAGAUUGAGAUAUCUGCUAUCCCAUAUGCAUGAAUGGUGAUGCCAUUUGUCCGAGGACGGGCGGUGAUGCAGAUAUCAGAAAUGACAAAUGUGGAUAGGAAGAGUGACAUUGUGGAUGUCUGAAAUGUUCUUUUUGACUUGGAAGAAUUGAAUUAGGGAUAUCUGCUAAUACAUAUCCAGUCCAGCCAUUAAAGAGAGACUCAGACUGAGAGUCGCUCAACCCGGGAGAGGAAGAGCAAAAUGAGGAUGAUGAUGUUGCUGUCACAUCUUUCUCCAGAGUUUUUACUACUAACACAUGAUUAUUACUCUCUCUCUUUUGAGUACAAUUUGGAUAAACAGUCCAGCACAUACCCUUCUGUAAAGCUUUUAACUUGUUUUUUACUCCAUUUUAUGUAUGGGUGAAGCAGACUUCCUGAGGUGUGACAAACAGCACGACAUUUCUAGAGAAUUUACAAAUUUGUGUCACGUGUAUCCUUCCGGAGAGGCCUAUUCAUGCUUUCCGUGUCCACGGUAAAGUUAGGCAAAGUUAUCCAGCUGCUUGUUUGAGCUUCGUAUUUAGUGGACAGAUGUGAGAAUGCUAUUAAUCUGCAACAAGAGAGCAAAUUAGUUUAUUUCCCUAAAAUGUAAAGCUAUUGCUUAGGACACAGAAUCAUUGCAAACAUGGCAAUCUGUACUGUUAUUUUACACUGUACAUACAUAUUUAAUGAGUAAUUUUCUCAUAAAAUACCUCGGAUGAUUUGGUACAAGUUGUUUUUAGAAGUGUUGUACUUAAAUACACAAGUAUUUAUUUGCAGAGCUGAAGAUUUUGAAGUUUUUUGGCUGAUAGGCUUGACUGAGUUACAUUGGAACGAUUGUUUUUCACUGCUCAACUUCACACCACUGAGCGUAUUUUUAGAGUCAACACUUAACAGGCUCCCACAUAUUGGCGAGCAAUGAUAAACGGAAAGACAUCUGCAACUUCACUGCCGCCUUCUUGCGUACAAAUGGUACACAUUCACACUGUUUCACACACACACAUUUCCUAUCUCCUACACACUCUCUGCUGCAAUCACACACGUCCACAAACUGUUCCUCAUCCCGGGGUAGAGUAAGUAUCCCACGGUGCCCUGUAAUGGAACCUCCAGGUGGUCUCUCAUUGGCUUGGUUCACUGAACAUCCCUCGGAGAUGGUCGCGAGUUUCUUGUCGUCAUCUCAGUGGGGGUAGCGAUGUCGAGACUCAUUCUUGAGUUGUUUCUGCAUUUCUUCCUCAUAUGAGGAAAACUGUUUAUGACUGUAACACGAGGUUUGACGAUAAUAAAGAAAAUAGAGUCGAUCUUUUUUAAA
Molecule: messenger RNA, 3538 nt
Organism: Amphiprion ocellaris (clown anemonefish)
Lineage: Eukaryota; Metazoa; Chordata; Actinopteri; Pomacentridae
Gene: oxnad1
Product: oxidoreductase NAD-binding domain containing 1
Exons: 8
Coding region: 174-1106 (310 amino acids)
Cellular component (GO): mitochondrion
Molecular function (GO): oxidoreductase activity
Source: RefSeq, a predicted model, not a curated record